CUUUAAUUCAUGGGAAAAAUUUAUCACCGGCAAAGAAAUAGGAGACAGUUAAAAAUAGGGACUGUGGCUUGUUAGUGAGAUUUUUUUUUUUUUUUAAAUUCAAUUUUCUCAAAUUUCAUAUAUUAUUCUAGACUAGUCAAUUUCGUAGAGGUUAUCAAUCUUAUAAACUACCCAUUCUCAUAGACGCCAUUCAAGACUCCCCAAUCUCCUUACCCUUAUAGACUACCCAAUCUCAUAGAUGCCAUUCAAUUUGAGAGGCAAAGGACCCAGCUAUUUAUCUUUUUCAACAGUCAGAAGCAAUGAAGUUUGGGGUUCUUAAUACAUUCUCAUGCGGUGUUGGUCUCAUGGUAAACAGUUGAAUAUAGCUAAGGUAGGUAGUGAUAAAGUUGAGAGAGACAUGACAUUUGGUUGGUUUAGUACUAGUCACUUUUAGUCUUUUUUUUUGCUUUUGUGUAUGUUUUUACACCUCUGUGUUUAUCCAGCAUGGUGGAUGCACUUUUUACGAAAAUACUUAUUUUAGAAUUUAAAAGGGUAUAGUUGCCUGUUUACACCGAGUGGGGAAUAUAAGGUGUUGGGGAACAUUAAUUGAUUGAGAGGAAAUAAGCCUGACAGCAGAUGUCUCAUCGAUAUCAUUUCAUUGCAUGAGGUGAGGGAGUUGUAGGCUGGGAAUUCCCAUGGAUAUUGCAGCUGGAGUGGCUCAGAGAAAACCCACAAGCAGAAAAGGGGAAAAGGGCGAGUUAAAGAUGGAGGAUUCGAAGCAUGUGUGCAAGGUCUGCAAUAGGAGAUUCAGCUGUGGAAAGGCUCUGGGUGGUCACAUGAGAAUUCAUGGCGGUCAAUUCAAUCCUGCAGAGGUUUCAGUGUGUCCUCAGAAGAAGAAAAAACGCAAGGUUUCAGAAAUUGGAGGCUCUGAAUCAGUGUUCCAACAAGCAUGGCAUGAAGAAGAGAAGGCGGGUUUACCAGGGCCAAGCAGCCACUCUGAUCUUCUGAGGGACAUUGAGGGUACCAGUGUUAGUACCAGUAACAGUGAGCAAGCAAUCAUGCACAUGCACAGAGAUAUGGAUGACCUGGGCUCCAAUCCUAAAAUGAAGGGCUGGUUAUCAAAGAGGUCCAGGCAUGUUAUUGAGCAGUCUCUGUCAACCAACCAAGAGGAAGACGUAGCAAAUUGUCUAGUCAUGCUUUCUACUGCUGAAGGAUCAUGGAGGCCGCCCAAGACCCAGCUUACGGAAUCACAGAAUAUGUUGGGUUAUUGCAAUUAUGUAACUGGAUCCAGAGAUCUGAAAAAUGCAUGUCAGGAAGCAGAUGAAUUAGAUGACUCUAAUCCUAAUGAAGAAGCUGAUGAAUGGAAGAUUUGCAACAAUAUGUUCGAAUGCCCAACAUGCAACAAAGUUUUCUCUUCCAAUCGCGCUCUGGGUGGGCACAGGGCAAGUCACAAGAAGAUCAAGGAUUGCCGUAUGGAGCAGGAACAAGUCAAGAACAAGGUCACAGAACCAUUUAUUGAUGAAGUUGUCAGUGAGGAAAGCCUGAGCUUGCAUGCAAUUGGUACCAACAAGCCCAAGAUGCAUGAAUGUCCUAUUUGUCAUAGGAAUUUUGGAUCUGGGCAGGCACUGGGUGGCCAUAAAAGGUCCCAUUGGAUUACUAGUCCUAGUUCUAGCCCUAGUAGUUCCAGUCCCAAGCAGGUGCAGCAAGAGAAAGAGAGAGAGAAGGAGAAGCCCAUCUUGUUGGAUCUUAACUUGCCUGCACCUAUUGAAGAUGAUGAAGUUGAUGGAUUGAAGCCCUGCAAUCUGCUCAACUCCAUGGAAGCACAUAACAACAUUUCCAACUAUACCCAACCGUGGUGGAUAGACAGCCAUUGCAGAAUAUUUUCUCUACCAGUUAAUAGUAACUUUGAGGACAAGGGUGACUUCAAGCCUGAUAUUCAUCGGCCAUGGCUGCAAGUGGCAACCAAAACUGCUUAACAAACAAGUGAACCAGCUUUUGCAAGGCUUCUGACUUGGGAUUGUUCCUGAACAAUGGCAAUGGCACCCACUUUGCAAUCCUAUCUGACUGACUAUUUUUUCCUGUAAGCAUUGGAUUCUGUCAUGUACUUCAUGGGAAUGGAAUACAGAGCAUCCAUGUUUUUGAACUCAUCCUGGCAUGGCAGGGUAAUGAGCAGAGUACUCUAAUCUAAUCAUACAUUAGUUAAGUGUUGAUCCAAAACAAUUAAUGGACUGGCUACCGGCCAUGUCACUUUUUGUCUCAUUGAACAGUUUAUUUGACCAAUAAAAUUAUCUUGUAAACAUGAAAUGAAAUGGG
This is a messenger RNA of Cryptomeria japonica (Japanese cedar), 2292 nucleotides long. Its product is annotated as zinc finger protein ZAT9. The coding region runs from base 675 to 1955 and encodes 426 amino acids. The record is from RefSeq and is a predicted model, not a curated record. NCBI's taxonomy places the organism in Eukaryota, Viridiplantae, Streptophyta, Pinopsida, Cupressales, Cupressaceae. The transcript is spliced from 2 exons.